Molecule: messenger RNA, 2192 nt
Organism: Raphanus sativus (radish)
Lineage: Eukaryota; Viridiplantae; Streptophyta; Magnoliopsida; Brassicales; Brassicaceae
Product: COP1-interactive protein 1
Exons: 4
Coding region: 381-1946 (521 amino acids)
Molecular function (GO): actin binding
Source: RefSeq, a predicted model, not a curated record
ACACACAGAAUACAUUACAAAGGUUAGCUUUGAUAAGUCCGAAGUCAAAACCUGAACCACUUUUCUCAUCUCUCUCUUCUAUUUAUUCUUAUUCUUGGUAUCCGUCGCCUUUGAAUUGAAUUGAAUUUUACUUCUCUCGCAUAAAUAAAUCAUAUUCCAAGGACACAGCUUUUCUUCAUCUUCUUUCUCUGUCACCGACUCUCCCACAAAGUCUACCUUCUGUCCAGCUAUAACAAAGAAGAUCUCACGACCUUAUUUUUUCGGUGGAUUAAUAAUAGAGAUCGUGCUUGAGGGAGUUCCGCAUGUCUCAGAGCUGACUUCUUGAGUUCUAAAUCUCAAAACAUUUUGUGUGUUAAGUGCCAUUUUUGAUUUGAUUGGAAAUGAGAAAGCAUAGCAUCAGAGAAUCCUUGAAAUCUUUCUUUGAGCCUCAUCUUCAUCCUGAUAAUGCUGAAUUGCUCAAAGGAACCAAAACUGAAAUAGAUGAAAAAGUGAAUAAAAUCUUGGGAAUCGUUGAGAGUGGUGACAUUGAGGAAGAUGAAUCCAAAAGAGCAGUGGUUGCAGAGUUGGUGAAAGAAUUCUACAGAGACUAUGAGUCCUUGUAUAACCAAUACGAUGAUCUCACGGGUGAGAUCAGGAGAAAAGUUCAUGGGAAAGGAGAGAACGAUAGCUCUUCUUCUUCUUCAGGCUCAGACUCUGACUCAGAUAAGAAGAGCAAGAGAAACGGGCGUGCUGACAAUGACAUGAUGGAGUCUUUAAAGAAACAGAACGAAGCUGCUAAUCUCGAAAUCGCUGAUCUGAAAAAGAAGUUAGAAGCAACCGUUGAAGAGAAUGAAGCAGAACACCAAGAAACCUUGAAGAAGCUUAAGGAAUCAGAAGACAUCAUUGGAGACUUGAGACUUGAAACUGACAAGUUAGCCACCAAAAACAAAGAGCUAAACCAGAAACUUGAAGCUGCUGGCGAGAAGGAAACCGAUCUGAAUCAGAAGCUAGAUGAUGUGAACAAAGAGAGAGAUGGAUUGGAAGCAGAGGUCGAGAGAGAGAAGCAAGAGAAAGCUGCGUUGCUGAACCAGCUAAACGACGUGCAGAACGCGUUACUAGAGCAAGAAGCUGCGUACAACACGCUAAGCCAAGAGCACAGACAAGUCAACGGUCUGUUCCAAGAACGCGAAGCAACGAUCAAGAAGCUGACGGAAGAUUACAGACAAGCUCGGGAGAUGCUGGAGGAGUACAUGUCGAAGCUGGAGGAGACGGAGAGGAGAAUGCAGGAGACGGGCAAAGACGUUACAUCGAGGGAAGUUGAGAUCGAGGAGCUGCAAGAGACGGUGGAGAGUCUACGAAACCGAGUGGAGAUGAAAGGGGAAGAGGUGGAGAAUCUGAUGGAGAAGAUGAACAACAUCGAGGUCAAGCUGCGUCUGUCGAAUCAGAAGCUGAGAGUGACGGAGCAAGUGUUGAGGGAGAAAGAAGAAGAGGUGAGGAGCAUCGAAGCUAAGCAUCUAGAGAAACAAGCGUUGCUCGAGGAGAGAAUCUUGAUGACUCAUGAAACGUAUCGAGGUUUGAUCAACGAGAUGUCAGAGAGAGUGAACUCGACGCUGCUGGAUCGGUUCCAGUCUUUGUCUGAAAAAAUUGAGGAGAAGCAUUUAAGCUUUGAGGAGAUUGUUGUUGAAGCGACAAGGAUGAUUUUGAAGGCUAAGGAAUGUGUGGUGGAGAUGAAGAAUGAAAAGGAGGAGAUGGAGAAGGGUAAAGAAGAGAUGGAGAAGAAGCUUGAAGGUCAAGUAAGAGAGAAGGAAGGAUUGAAAGAGUCAUUGCUGGGGUUGGGAGAAGAGAAGAGGGAAGCGAUAAGGCAGUUAUGUGUAUGGACCGAACACCAUAGAGACCGGUGUGAGUAUCUUGAAGAGGUUUUGUCCAAAAUGGUUGUGGCAAGAGGACAAAGACAGCCACAGCGAUGAGCUUAAAGUGACUUGUUCUGUCCUCCUAUCUGUAAGUCAGAGAUGAGCUAUGUUCAUUAGUUUUUGUUUUCUGAAUUUGAGUUUUCUUUUUUCUUUAAUUGUUUUUUUUUCUCAAUUUGAAAUUGUUUUGUUGGGGAAGGUGUGACUAUUGUUUUGUAGCGGUUUGUAAAAUGAUAAAAAUGGAUUUGGAUGUGUGUUGAGGUAUGUAACCCAAUUAUCUUUAACUGUAUUUUAUUUUGUUGCCAA